AUGCAAUUUGUUCAGAUCCGACCCUUGAGUUUCGGUCAGAUCAGAUUAACGAAUCAUGUGCUCGAGAGAUCGAAUGUUGCUGAUGUUCUGUACAGGGAAAAAGCUCCUGUUCCACCGCAUAAUGGCUCGAUGCUCGUACGCGGGUCUUCCAUUGCAUCAAACCCUUCGAAUCUUCAACCAGGCCAUGCUCCAAUUAACCGAAUGAUACAUCUACCCAAAGUACUUUAUACAAAUCCUUUUGAAUCACCAGGUGUUGUAGAUGAUAUCAUACAUGAAGACAUCUUCAAUUUGUCGGUGCUUCGAAAAAGGCGCUUGAUGAUGGAUGUUUUGCCGGAUAGCAUGGGCCCGCAUGUCCCAACGCUCACGAUAAUGAAGCUAGAGUAG
This is a messenger RNA of Sclerotinia sclerotiorum 1980 UF-70, 384 nucleotides long. RefSeq lists its product with no specific name. The transcript has 2 exons. Bases 1 to 384 code for a protein of 127 amino acids. Lineage: Eukaryota; Fungi; Ascomycota; Leotiomycetes; Helotiales; Sclerotiniaceae. The record is from RefSeq and is a predicted model, not a curated record.